Messenger RNA from Parasteatoda tepidariorum (common house spider), 660 nucleotides. NCBI's taxonomy places the organism in Eukaryota, Metazoa, Arthropoda, Arachnida, Araneae, Theridiidae. The record is from RefSeq and is a predicted model, not a curated record.
AUGCCAUUUAAGAAGGAUAUUAGUGAAAACAUACCGUUGGGAGAUUCAAAACAAAUUGCUGAAAAAAGACUUAAUCAAUUAUGGAAACGUUUGUCAAGUAAUCCUGCAAUGAGAGAAUUGUAUGUUUCGCUUUUAAAGGAAUAUGAACUUUUGAACCAUAUGGAAAGGAUAGAAGACAAUUCUGAUUUUGAUGACAGUUAUGAAUAUUUCCUUCCUCAUUAUGGUGUCUUAAAACCAGACAACAAAACUACUAAACUUAGAGUGGUGCUUGAUGCAAGCUCCAAAACUACGAAUAGCUGUUCCUUGAAUAAUUUUUUAUGCAAGGGAGGAGUGAUACAAGAUGAAGUGUUCUCUAUUAUGCUUCGAUUUAGAAAACAUAUCUAUGCCUUCACCGCAGAUAUUGAGAAAAUUUUUAGACAAAUUGAAAUACUGCCUUCACAAACCAAAUUUCUAAAAAUACUCUGGAAAAAUCACGAAAGUAAACCUACUGAAUCCUACAGACUUAAAACCGUAACAUAUGGCACAGCAUGUGCUUCUUACUUGGCACAGAAGACUCUUCAACAAUUAGCAAAAGCUGAAGAGAAGGAUUUUCCUUUGGCAUUGAAAGCUGUUAUAAAAGAAUUUUAUAUGGACGAUUGUCUUACCGGUACUUCUAAUUGA